UCCUCUUCAUCAUCUUCUCAACCUUCUCUCUAUCCACUUCCCUUUUUGUUUCACUGAAACUGUUAACAUCUUUCACUCUUUUAAAGCUAUCGAUCUUUUUCUUUCUUGUCUUCUCCACAAACUAAAGAAAAUAAAAAAAAGAGUCAAAUCUCUCGAGAUGGAACUCAUCCCUAAUCUUCCCUACGACGUAGCUCGCGAGUGUCUCCUGCGCUCUUCCUACAAACAGUUCCCUGUCAUCGCCUCCGUUUGCAGAGGCUGGAACCGUGAAGUGUCUCUCUCUGAGUUUUUCCAGCAACGACAAGCUUCAGGACAUAGCCAAGAGCUUCUUAUCAUGUCGCAGGCUCGUAUCGAUGCAGACAGAGAACCCGGAUCCGGAAAGAAUUUCGCAUCGCCCGAAUACAGAGUCGCUGUUCUUGAAUCCGGGUCGGGUCUCUGGACGGAGCUUCCUCCGAUUCCGGGUCAAUCCAACGGACUGCCUCUGUUCUGUAAAAUGGUUUCUAUCGGGUCGGAUCUUAUUGUAUUGGGUGGGCUUGAUCCGGUUACAUGGCAGGCCUCUGAUUCGGUCUUCGUCUUCAGUUUUCUCAACUCUAAAUGGCGCGCGGGGGCUAACAUGCCAGGUGUCAAGAGAUCAUUCUUCGGAUGCGCUUCGGAUUCGGAUCGGACGGUGUUGGUUGCCGGAGGACACGACGAGGAGAAGCAAGCGCUGACGUCAGCGAUGGUGUAUGAUCUAGCAGAAGACAAGUGGACGUUUUUGCCGGAUAUGUCGCGGGAACGAGACGAGUGCAAGGCCAUAUUCCACGCUGGCAAAUUCCACGUCAUCGGUGGAUACGCCACGGAGGAACAGGGGCAGUUCAGUAAAUCUGCUGAAUCCUUCGAUGUGUCCAUGUGGCUAUGGGGUCCAGUGAAAGAGGAGUUUCUCGACGGCGGGGAAACCGUAAGCACUCCGAUAUACGCUACCACCGCCGAAGACGGAGAUCUGUUUGCGUGCUGGCGUGGAGAUGUGAUGGUUCUGAAAAAUGACACGUGGCAGAAAGUAAGCCAGAUCCCUGCUGACAUGUACAGUGUGGCCUACGUGGUAACGAGGUCGGGGAAGUUGAUUGUGAUCGGCAACGGCAAGACUUUGGCUGGUUAUAGUGGCUCCACCGUAGGGUACAUAUGUGAUUUAAGUAGCUUUCGAUGGGUAAAAUUAGAAACACAUGUUGGUCAUGUGCAAGCUGGUUGCUUCUUGGAGGUCUAAUAUGAAAUCCUUCAAUCUCUGGAGUUUAGUCAAAACCGGUAGGUUUUCUUGGAUGUUAGUGCAUAAAUCUCUCUUUCAAAGGAGUAAAGAAAUGUAGUUGUGUGAAUACAUAUAAAAAUUAUAUGAUUGUAUGUUUUCCAUUUAAAAUGUGACAUCUUUUUUAUUCGACAAAUCAAAUAUAUUGAUAUUACAAAGA
Molecule: messenger RNA, 1433 nt
Organism: Raphanus sativus (radish)
Lineage: Eukaryota; Viridiplantae; Streptophyta; Magnoliopsida; Brassicales; Brassicaceae
Product: F-box/kelch-repeat protein At1g80440
Exons: 1
Coding region: 158-1237 (359 amino acids)
Biological process (GO): negative regulation of cytokinin-activated signaling pathway; regulation of phenylpropanoid metabolic process
Molecular function (GO): protein binding
Source: RefSeq, a predicted model, not a curated record